Molecule: messenger RNA, 3814 nt
Organism: Toxorhynchites rutilus septentrionalis
Lineage: Eukaryota; Metazoa; Arthropoda; Insecta; Diptera; Culicidae
Gene: Ctr9
Product: RNA polymerase-associated protein CTR9 homolog
Exons: 5
Coding region: 166-3591 (1141 amino acids)
Biological process (GO): regulation of DNA-templated transcription
Cellular component (GO): Cdc73/Paf1 complex
Molecular function (GO): RNA polymerase II complex binding
Source: RefSeq, a predicted model, not a curated record
CUGAACAAUUCUCUGAAAAACACUACUGCUGUCGCGUUGUUUGUCAAAGACCAUUGGUUUGGCUGGUUUCUCAAUUCGCUUGGAUUUACAUAAUUUCAAUUUUCGCCGUAGAAAAACGAUCGCUGGUGCAGAAUUUAGUGCAAUAGUGUUCACCAGCGCGGGACGAUGGCAGCACCGAUUGAAAUUCCGCUCCGGGAUACGGACGAGGUGAUUGAACUCGAUCCAGAGCAGCUGCCGGAGGGAGAGGAAGUUUUGGGAAUUCUGCGCCAAGAACGAUCACAGCUAAAUACUUGGGUUACCAUUGCUCAUGCGUACUAUAAACAGCAGAAAACAGAUGAUUUCAUCAAAAUACUGGAAGCAUCUCGCAUCGAUGCAAAUAUUUCAUAUCGAGAUUACGAGAAGGAUCAGAUGCGAGCGUACGACAUGCUGGCUGCGUUCUACGUCCAGGAGGCGAACAGAGAGAAGUCGAAGGAUAAGAAAAGGGAACUUUUCAUGAAGGCCACCCAUUUGUAUACUACGGCAGAUAAAAUUAUUAUGUACGAUCAAAACCACUUGUUAGGUCGUGCCUAUUUCUGUCUUCUGGAAGGCGACAAGAUGGAGCAGGCGGAUGCACAGUUUAAUUUUGUGCUGAAUCAGUCACCCUCCAAUAUUCCAUCGCUUCUCGGGAAAGCCUGUAUUGCUUUCAAUAAAAAGGAUUACCGAGGAGCGCUGGCUUUUUACAAGAAGGCAUUGCGCACUAAUCCCAAUUGUCCGGCGGCUGUUCGGUUAGGAAUGGGUCAUUGCUUUUUGAAAAUGAGCAAUCAAGAUAAGGCAAAAUUGGCCUUCCAAAGGGCACUUGAUUUGGAUCCGCAGUGUGUUGGAGCUUUAGUUGGUUUGGCUAUUUUGAAGCUCAAUCUUCAUGAGUCGGAAUCGAACAGAAUUGGCGUGCAAAUGCUAUCGAAAGCGUAUACUAUUGAUUCGACCAAUCCAAUGGUUCUGAACCAUUUGGCCAAUCAUUUCUUCUUCAAAAAGGAUUAUCAGAAAGUGCAGCAUUUGGCACUGCAUGCAUUCCACAACACGGAGAACGAAGCAAUGCGCGCGGAAAGCUGCUAUCAACUAGCUAGAGCUUUUCACGUGCAACGAGACUACGAUCAGGCUUUUCAGUACUACUAUCAGUCGACACAAUUCGCACCCGUUAACUUUGUUCUUCCCCAUUUCGGACUUGGGCAGAUGUAUAUCUACAGAGGUGAUUCGGAAAAUGCCGCUCAAUGUUUCGAGAAAGUUUUGAAGGCACAACCAGGCAACUAUGAAACGAUGAAGAUUCUCGGUUCGUUGUAUGCCAGCUCUUCGUCUCAAUCGAAGCGAGACAUUGCUAAAAAUCAUCUCAAGAAGGUAACCGAACAGUUUCCGGAUGAUGUUGAAGCGUGGAUUGAGUUGGCACAAAUUUUGGAACAAAAUGAUUUGUUGGGUUCGUUACAAGCUUACGCUACGGCGACGCACAUUCUAACCGACAAAGUGAAGGCGGAUAUCCCACCAGAGAUAUUGAACAAUGUCGCCGCGCUUCACUAUCGGUUGGGGAAUUUGAACGAAGCCAGGUCGAAGCUGGAAACUGCAAUUGAUCGCGCCAAAAUCGAGGGACAGCAUGAUUCGCAGUACUAUGAUUCGAUUUCUGUCACAAUGACCUACAAUUUGGCUCGACUGAACGAAGCAAUGGCAUCAUUCGAUAAGGCGGAUAAGCUGUACAAGGACAUUCUGAAAGAACAUCCAAACUACAUUGACUGCUAUUUACGGCUGGGCUGUAUGGCUCGUGACAAAGGUCUGAUUUUUGUGGCGUCCGAUUUCUUCAAGGAUGCUUUAAAAAUUAACAUGGAGAAUCCGGACACGCGUUCGCUUUUGGGUAAUUUGCAUUUGGCAAAGAUGCAGUGGACACUAGGUCAGAAAAACUUCGAAACUAUUCUGAAGAAUCCGGCUACCUCCAGCGAUGCUUAUUCGCUUAUUGCAUUAGGUAAUUUUUGGCUUCAGAGUUUACAUCAGCCUAGCAAGGACAAAGAGAAAGAGAAGAAGCACCAGGAGAAGGCACUUGCCAUCUAUAAGCAGGUUUUGAGAAAUGAUCCCAAGAACAUUUGGGCAGCCAACGGAAUCGGUGCGGUUUUAGCCCACAAGGGUUGUAUAAUCGAAGCAAGAGAUAUAUUUGCUCAAGUCCGUGAAGCUACGGCGGAUUUUGCUGAUGUGUGGCUGAACAUCGCACACAUUUAUGUCGAACAGAAGCAGUACAUUAGUGCGAUCCAGAUGUACGAAAACUGCCUGAAGAAAUUCUACAAACAUAAUAACGUUGAGGUGAUGCAAUAUUUGGCUCGGGCAUAUUUUCGCGCUGGGAAAUUAAAGGAAGCUAAAAUGACUCUGUUGAAGGCGCGUCGUGUUGCUCCCCAAGACACGGUGCUGUUAUUUAAUAUUGCGUUAGUGUUGCAACGGCUCGCGAUGAUGGUGCUUAGGGAUGAAAAAUCCAUACUGACCGUGGUUCUUCAAGCUGUGCAUGAGCUGGGAUUAGCUCACAAGUACUUCACUUAUCUUUCGGUCAAUGGAGACAAGACCCGUUACAAUAUUGCUUUAGCCGCUGCUGAGGCUGGACAGUGCCAGGAUCUGUUGCAACAGGCUCAGUACCAUGUGUCCCGGGCUAGAAAGAUCGACGAAGAAGAACGAUCGCUUCGGCAAAAGCAGGAACAGGAGCGUGAAGAGUUCAAACGUCGUCAAAUUGAGGAACGCACUCGCAUGGAGGAAAUGCGUCGUAAGGCUCACGAAGAGAUGCUUUUGAAACGGCAGGAGUACAAAGAGAAGACAAAGAAUGCGCUGUUCUUUGCCGAUUCUGGACCAGAACCCAAGAAGAAAGGUGGCCGUGGUCGGAAGGAUUACAUCUCGGACUCGGAUGCGUCUGGACCAGGUGGUAGUGGCGGAGAUGAAGGUGCUCCAUCGAAAGAACGGAAACGCAAAGAACCAGGAGAGAAAAAGAAACGCAAGCCCGGUGGUGGGCGUAAGAAGAAGGAGAAACCGGCGAAAAAUUUCGGCUCAGAUAGCGAUGAGGAUACGGCACCGAAGAAACGUGGUCGCAAGAAGGGUUCUAUGACGGCUAAGAAACAAAAAGAUUUGGAUGAUGGGCUUUCGCAGAAACAGAAAUCUAGAAUUGUUUCCAAGGCAACGGUAUCGACAAGUGAGUCCGAUAGCGACAGAAGUAGACUCAAGAUUGCUAGUGGCGAUGAUUCUGGCUCUGGCAACAGUGAACCGGCAACUAAACGGAAACGUCGCAUCGCUUCCGGUUCUGAAAGUGGCUCAGAUAAGUCCCGAUCCCGUUCUCGAUCGGUUUCGCCGGCCGGAUCCAGAUCUCGUUCCAAGUCUGGAAGUCGUAGUCGGAGUGCUUCCCGUUCGGUCUCUCGAUCCAAGUCGAAAUCCGUUAGCCGAUCGCGCUCCCGAUCCAAAUCUGGCAGUCGUUCACGGUCCGGGUCAAGAUCCAGAUCUGGAAGCCGAUCACCAUCUCGAUCAAGGUCUCGUUCUGGAUCGGGUAGCCGACAAGCAUCUCCAAUUUCGAGAAAGUCAGUAUCGGGAUCUGGCUCUGAUUAAACUGCGCAUCAUAUAAAAUCGAUGAAUUGAGACGUCUGUUUUAAGAUUAUUUCGAGCUGGAUGAAUAGUGGGUAAAAAUAUGAUACGGCGAUAGGUACCCUACAUAUAAUCUAUUUCUUUUGUCUGCAACCAUGAUUCGGUUCAGUGUUCUUCAAGUUAAAUGAUGUUCAAUAUUGUGUAAAAUUGUAAUGAUCAUUUUGAAUAAAAAUUUAUGAAACGCAAA